This is a messenger RNA of Punica granatum (pomegranate), 3654 nucleotides long. Lineage: Eukaryota; Viridiplantae; Streptophyta; Magnoliopsida; Myrtales; Lythraceae. The record is from RefSeq and is a predicted model, not a curated record.
GCUCAGCUCAACUCAACUCUCCCAUCGCCCACAAAACUCGCUCUCUCUCUUCCCCCUCAGUCCGUCCGUCCGUCCGUCCGUCAACCUUUUACUCGGCUCACAAGCAUCUCACUCCGAUCUCCUCCUCUUUCCCAACUCCCAAUCACUUUUCUGUAACACAGUCGCCCAUUCAAGAACCGACCUUUUCCCAUCCCUGUGGCGCUUCUUGCUUCUUACACUGCGAUUCCCCCAGUAAGCGUUUCUAUUUCCUUUCGAUUCAAUCUCACUUCCCCCCUCCCUGUGAAGUGAGUGAAUCUGAUGGGACGACGGCAACGCUAGCUGAGAAAACGCCAAUGGGUUGUCUGGAAGCUGGGAUCCCUCCCGUCAAGAGAGACCCUCUUCUCCGCUCUCCUUCCGUCUCUUCAACUGCUCGGUCCCGACCCAGAUCGAAAUUCGCCCGCUUUAGGCUCGAUUACCUUCAGUGGGUAUGCUCGGUCGCCGUCUUCUUGUUCUUCGUCGUCCUCUUCACCAUGUUCUUGCCCGGGCUCAAGGAUAUGAAUGUCAAUCCCCGCGAUUUGGUCUUCUUGAGGGAAAAAAUUGGGGGAUUGGACUUUGGGGAAGACGUCAUCAGAUUUGAGCCUUCAAAGCUUGUGCACAGGUUCCAGAGAGAAGCUGUCGAGUUGAAGCGUUUCUCUGCUUUCAAUGUGACACUCCGUCGUUUCCAUUACCGGAAACCCCAGCUUGCAUUGGUUUUUGCCGAUCUCUUGCUGGAUCAGCAGCAGAUACUGAUGGUCACUGUUGGAACAGCCUUACGUGAGCUAGGUUACGAAAUUCAGGUUUAUUCCCUUAAAGGUGGUCCUGCAUAUGAUGUUUGGAAUAACUUGGGAGUCCCGGUGACCAUCAUCCAGUCUGUUGACACCAAAAAUAUUGGCAUUGAUUGGCUGAACUUCGAUGGCAUAGUAGUCAACUCUCUUCAAGCUAAGGGUGUCUUAUCUUGUUUCCUGCAGGAGCCAUUCAAGUCUUUGCCUCUCUUGUGGACCAUAAAUGAUGCUGCUCUUGCUGUCCGCUUAAGAGAAUACAAUUCAAGCGGGCAGCAGGAGCUCCUAAACAGUUGGAAAAAGAUCUUUAAUCGGGCCACUGCUGUUGUCUUCCCCAACUAUGCCCUACCAAUGGUCUUCUCCACAUUCGACAGCGGAAACUUUUUUGUGGUCCCAGGAUCUCCUGCUGAAGCACUGGAAGUGGACUCUGUUGUGGCCCUUAACGAAGGAAAACCACGUGAGGAGAACGGUCUAGGAUCUAAAGAUUUUGUGAUCACCAUUGUUGGAAGUCGGUUUUUCUACAAGGGUCUCUGGUUGGAGCAUGCCCUAGUUCUGAAGGCUAUACAACCACUUCUACUAGACUGUAAUAAUGAUCCAACAUCUCGUCUCCGAGUUCUCAUUUUCUGUGGAACUUCAAGUAGCAACUACAGCGUGGCCGUGGAGGCUAUUGCCCAGAAUUUGAAAUACCCCGGAGGAACUGUGGAGCACAAGUCUGUUGAUGACAAUGUUGACAGAUUCUUGAGUGAAGCUGAUCUUGUGGUAUAUGGAUCUUUUCUCGAAGAGAAGUCUUUCCCUGAAAUUUUGGUCAAAGCCAUGUGCUUUGGGAAGCCGAUCAUAGCCCCCAAGCUCUCCAUGAUCAGUAAAUAUGUUGAUGACAGGGUGAAUGGCUUCCUCUUUCCCAAGGACAAUGUUAAGGCAUUGAGACAAAUCAUAAAGCAGUUGGUCUCAAAAGGAAAAUUAUCGUCUCUAGCUCAAGAUGUUGCCUUGCAUGCAAAAGUAACUGCUAGAGAUUUUAUGGUCUCAGAUGCCGUAGAAGGCUAUGCAUGGCUGCUUCAGACUGUCCUCAGGCUCCCAUCUGAAGUUGCACGUCCCAAGUCUAUCGGUGAUCUUCCUUCUGAAUUUAAGAAAAAGUGGAUGUGGGAUAUGUUUGUAACAGGGGCAGGGCCCAUAUAUCAGAAUAGCACGUCGGGAAGCUUCAGCUUUCUUGACACGGUUGAAGUGGAGUGGAACCAAACUCACAGAGAGAGCUCAGGCAUGACAGCCGGUGAAGAACCAUUUGUGUAUAGCAUAUGGGAGGACCAGAAAUCUACCGAGCUGGCUGCUGCUAGAAAGAAAAGAGAGGAUGACGAGUUGAAGGAUCGAACAGAUCAAAGUCAUGGUACGUGGGAAGAUGUUUAUCGGAGUGCCAAAAGAGCUGACAGGGCCAAGAGUGAUCUUCGAGAAAGGGACGAACGAGAGCUUGAACGGACUGGUCAACCCCUAUGUAUCUAUGAACCUUUCUUAGGGGAAGGAACCUGGCCUUUUCUGCACGUCACUUCCCUUUAUCGUGGAAUUGGGCUGUCGACUAAAGGUCGAAGACCCGGGGGCGACGAUAUUGAUGGGCCUUCUCGUCUCCUGAUUCUCAAUGAUCCUUACUAUCGGGAUGUUCUAGGUGAUUAUGGUGCCUACUUUGGUAUUUCCAACAGAAUCGAUCGCAUACACAAGAAUGCUUGGAUAGGUUUCCAGUCUUGGAGGGCUACUGCAAGGAAGGCGAGCUUGUCUACAGUUGCUGAAACUGCAUUAUUGAAUUCGAUCCAGUCAAAGAAGUAUGGGGAUGCAUUGUACUUUUGGGUUCGAAUGGACAAGGACCAGAGAAACCCUAUGCAACAGGAGUUUUGGUCCUUUUGUGAUUCUGUAAACGCAGGAAAUUGCAAGUUCGCCUUCUCAGAGGCUCUCAAGAGAAUGUACGGCUUCAAGCAUGAUUUAACCAAUUUGCCUCCCAUGCCCAGUGAUGGUGGCACGUGGUCUGUGAUGCAGAGCUGGGCUUUGCCUACGAAGUCAUUCCUAGAAUUCACCAUGUUUUCAAGGAUGUUUGUGGAUGCACUGGACGCGCAGAUGUACAAUGAGCAUCACCGGACUGGGCACUGUUAUCUGAGUUUCUCCAAAGACAAGCAUUGCUAUUCUAGGGUGCUCGAGCUGCUCGUGAAUGUUUGGGCGUACCAUAGCGCGAGGAGGAUGGUCUCUGUGGACCCACAGAGCGGUCUAAUGCAGGAACAACACAGGUUACAGAAAAGGAAAGGGCAGAUGUGGAUCAAAUGGUUCUCAUAUGCGACAUUGAAGAGCAUGGAUGAAGACUAUGCCGAGGAGUUCGACUCUGACAGCCCCAAGAGAAGGUGGCUCUGGCCUUCCACGGGUGAAGUCUUCUGGCAAGGAGUAUUAGAGAGAGAGAGAAGCCAAAGGCAUAAGCAGAAGGAGAGGAGGAAACAGCAGAGUAGGGAGAAAAUCGAGAGGAUCAAGAGAAGGCAGCGCCAGAAAGCUCUAGGGAAGUACAUAAAACCGCCCCCUGAGGAGAUGGAGAAUUCCAAUUCGACAAGGAUUUUAUGACCACUGUUCAUAUUAGUCACAUUUAAAUUCUUUCCGUCUAUAUGUUUGUUCGUUCAUUUUUCAAUUCGAUUUUUUUUGCCUGGGAGGGAUGCAUCAUUGGAUGAGUGUGUUUCUAGUUUACUUUUUGUAAGUUGCAUCCCUUCUGGUGACUGAUGUUUAUGAGGGAUUGAUACUUGAAAUGUAUACUAGUCUCCCUCUCUCUCUCUUCCCCUCCCCUUUUGGGUACUUAGUAUCUCUUGUUCUACUUCUAGCCACUAGUUGAUUUUUCUUCUCA